This is a messenger RNA of Mesocestoides corti, 348 nucleotides long. The record is from the annotation of a GenBank genome assembly. NCBI's taxonomy places the organism in Eukaryota, Metazoa, Platyhelminthes, Cestoda, Cyclophyllidea, Mesocestoididae.
AUGUUAACACCGUGGUGUCAACAGGAGUCAGGUCCGUGUGCCGUUCCACGCACCUCGUGUUCCGCGUUCAUUGCUCCUUUGCGUGUCAUUCUCACAGCAGUUUUAGCGAUCUCGCGCAUCCUCCUUGCACCCGUCUUCGCUACUCGCGCUACUUUGCCUCGCCGAGUUCCUCUUUACGUCAACAAGCUGCCACUCUCGUGCAGCCACCUAAUUGGCCCUAAACUCGUGCACGACUAUUCGACUAAGAAGGCCUCAGUUUGGUCGGAAUAUGAAUUUAGCCUCUUGCCAGUAGAAAGCUAUAAGCACACUGACCUACAAGAAGACAUAUUGACGUCACAAACCAAAUAA